AUCGGCGCCCCUAUAUAAAACCACAUAUCGCUCUCUCUCUCUUCUUCUAUCACCUACUCUCUCUCAGACUCUCUCUCCGAUUUCCGGCUUCGUUUUCCGAUCAGCGAAAUGGCCAAUGGUCCAGGUCUUUACACCGAGAUCGGCAAGAAAGCCAGAGAUCUCUUGUAUAAGGAUUACCAGAGCGACCACAAGUUCACCAUCACCACCUACAGUCCCACUGGUGUGGCUAUCACUUCUUCAGGAACAAAAAAGGGUGAUGUGUUUCUGGCUGAUGUUACUACUCAGUUGAAGAAACAAAAUGUCACUACUGAUAUCAAAGUUGACACUGAAUCCAACCUUCUGACCACUAUUACAGUUGAUCAACCUUGUCCUGGUGUUAAGGCAAUUCUCAGCUUCAAAGUUCCUGAUCAGAACUCAGGCAAGGCCGAACUCCAGUACUUGCAUGACUAUGCCGGGAUAAGCACCAGUGUUGGAUUGACAGCCAACCCUGUUGUCAACUUCUCUGGUGUUCUCGGAACUAACCUUCUUGCCCUUGGUACUGAUGUGUCAUUUGAUACCAAAUCUGGGAAUUUCACCAAAUGCAAUGCUGGUUUGAACUUUUCCAAUGCCGAUCUCAUGGCGUCAUUGAACCUGAAUGAGAAAGGUGAUGUGGUCAGCGGAUCUUUCUAUCACAGUCUCUAUCCAGAACAAAACACUGCUGUAGGAGCUGAGGUCACCCACAGAUUUUCCAACAGUGAGAAUACGAUCACUCUCGGUGCUCAGCAUGCCCUGGAUCCAUUGACCUCUGUCAAGGCACGUGUGAACAACAUUGGCAAGGCCAAUGCUCUUAUCCAGCAUGAGUGGCGCCCAAAAUCAUUUUUCACCAUUUCUGGAGAGGUAGACACCAGAGCCAUUGAGAAGAGCGCCAAGAUUGGAUUGGCUCUUGCUCUCAAGCCAUGAGGAGGAGUUAAUCCCUGACCAAGGGAGGGAGACAUUGAGAUAGUACUAAUGUAGGUUGUCUCUCCUCUUUUGUGUGCUCGAACAAGUCCACAUGUUAGGCUGUACUCUUUUUUGGUUGUAACAAUAAAGAUUUAAUGUUGGUUUCGUACUUUUUUCUUCAUCGUUGUUAACAGAGCUUGGUCAAGCAGUCGGAAAUUAGACUUGUCGCCAAUGUGUUGUGGUUUUUCUCCCUCCCACAAUGAUAACUGUGAUGUUUAGUUUCAUAUUAUAAAUCUCAAUCAGUGUCAUUGUUUACCAAUUCUUAAAAGAGGGACAAGUUCUCUA
Molecule: messenger RNA, 1263 nt
Organism: Fragaria vesca subsp. vesca
Lineage: Eukaryota; Viridiplantae; Streptophyta; Magnoliopsida; Rosales; Rosaceae
Product: mitochondrial outer membrane protein porin of 34 kDa-like
Exons: 6
Coding region: 109-939 (276 amino acids)
Biological process (GO): monoatomic anion transmembrane transport
Cellular component (GO): mitochondrial outer membrane
Molecular function (GO): voltage-gated monoatomic anion channel activity
Source: RefSeq, a predicted model, not a curated record